CUCUCAGCUGCAGAAAAUGAAAAGAAUUAUGGAUACAAGAAAGAAGUACACUGGCUUGACAAUGUAAAGGACCUGAUAAGCAGAGAGAAGCUCAAACCAGAUGAUGAUAUUUCAUGGGCUGCUUACCAUGCAUCCAAAGAACCUCAACUACCUGACUAUGAACCAGCUGUUACCUCACUGAUGCCCCUGUUCCUGGAAAACGCACACUCUGCACCUAUGAUUCUUCACGGUAUGAAUGUCAUCCGCUCUGCUGUAGAGCUGGUAAAUCCAGCACAGACCCCUGUUAUCGCCAUGGACCAACCUCUAUUUGCUCUUGCAAAACAGAUCCAAUGGCAAUGGCCCCAUACACACAGAGAAGACAAGUUGUUGGUCAUGUUUGGAGGCUUGCAUAUUGAACUGGCCAUACUUAGAACACUAGGCAAAUGCCUGGACAAAAGUGGCUGGACAACUGUCAUGGCAAACGCUGAUGUUGCGACACCUGGAGUUGUUGACUCUUUUAUCUCAGCCAAGCAUAUCACAAGAACAAGGAGAGCUCAUCAAAUAACUUCCUCAUCCCUCUACGUUCUUCAGCAUCGAGCAUAUGAGAAGUGCAUCACAAGAGCGGAAGAUAGAGUCCUUCUGUCUUUUACAGAUUGGAGAGAUAAGAUGUCAGAAACGUGUCCACACUUCCUCUAUUGGUGUAGAGUCAUGGAGUUACAGCUACUUUGUUUGCAGCUGGUCAAAUCAUUCAGAACUGCGGAUUUCAGCUUGUAUGUCGACUCUCUAACGAAGAUAAUGCCAUGGAUGUUUGCACUUGACCAGACAAAUUACAGCAGAUGGCUAUCAGUUCAUAUCCGUGAUAUGCAAGAGCUGCCGAUCAAACACCCUGAUGUGUAUGAGAAAUUUAUCAAUGGCUUUUUUGUUGUCCAUAAGACACACAAACGGUUCUCUGCGAUUGCACUAGACCAGGCUCACGAGCAGGAGAAUGCAGUGGUAAAAGGUGAAGGCGGAGCGGUGGGACUGACAGAAAAUCCUGGUGCAUUGAAACGCUGGAUGAUUUCAGGACCCGAGAUUGCAAGAAUUGUAUCCGAAUUUGAGAAAACAACAUCAUCUAGAUCUGCUGAUAGUCUAAAGCACCACAAGCAGUCGUAUAGCCACCAAGCAGCAUUUUGUAGGGAUGUUCAGUCAGUUAUUGACAGCUUUGAAGAGUUAGGAAAUCCCUUUGAGGAAGAAGGAAAAAAUCUCCUUGCAGUUGAUACCAGAGACAUUAUGAGCGAUGGUGUUGUGGAAGCGAUAAAGAAUGUUCUUAAAAUAGGCCAAGAACAGUACACAUCAUAUGUAGAAUGUAGACUUAAACACAGAACAACACCCAUCUCAGAGCCUAUCCCAAGAAACAAGUUGGUGCUAUUUCACAAUUCUGACGAGAAAGUUCAAUCGAAGGAUAAGUCAAAAGUUGUCCAGUUGAAGAAUGACUGUUCCUUGUUUUCUCGACUAUAUAUUGCUUGCCAAAACCGCGAUGGAAACCUAGAGGAAUUUUUUCGUCAUGAGAAUCAGCCUUGGCCACCGUCACUAGCCGACAGAGGAUAA
Molecule: messenger RNA, 1566 nt
Organism: Paramuricea clavata
Lineage: Eukaryota; Metazoa; Cnidaria; Anthozoa; Malacalcyonacea; Plexauridae
Source: the annotation of a GenBank genome assembly